AUGUCCUUUCAGGAUUGGUGUACUGUUGUGGAUCUACAGCAAAUGUCAUGUGAUAACAGUAUAGAUUCCUCUAUCAGUCAGGGUUUAAGUAAACCUAGUUUUUCAAAAUAUAAAAAGAGAAAUUAUUUUUACCCGGUACACACUAGAACAAAAGCGAUAGAGGUAUUUCAAAAAACUGUUGAAGAUAAGUUGAGGACAUUACAUGAAAAAGUCACCAAAAAACGACAUUAUAUCUCAUUUAAUUUAACGCAUAAAGAAAGAUUAGCAUUACAGAAAUUGGAGAAUAAUGCCAAUAUCACAAUAAGGCCAUCUGAUAAGGGGGGCAAUGUUGUUGUGCUUAACACCGAUGAUUAUGUAACAGAGGCAAUAAGACAACUAUCUGACAAUGAAGUAUAUAUUAAACUAAAAGAAAAUCCUACUUCAUCCUAUAGGAAGGAAUUAUUUAAAAUCAUACAAGUGUUAAAGCACAACAAUAUUGUAGACAUAGAAAUAAGUGAAAACUUAAUUCCACAACAUCCUGUCACACCAAUAUUUCAUAUGUUCCCAAAAAUACAUAAAAGCAUGGACAGUCCCCCUGGGCGUCCCAUUAUUGCGGGAAUAGAUUCCCUUAACGAACCUCUGUCAAAACUAAUUGACACAUUUUUGCAGCCUUUGGUCAAACAGUUACCCAGCUACAUCCAAGACACUACUGCUUUAUUAAACAAAUUAAAACAAACAAAAUGGAAAGCAACUUAUAAAUUUUGUGCAGUGGAUGUGUCCUCUUUGUACACUUCUAUUUCACAUAUAAAGGGUAUGAUGGCUAUGGAUAACAUGUUUGACCUUUUUGGGAAAUUUGAGCCCAUAGUGAAACACUUUCUUCUUAUGGGAGAAGUAAAUUCAAUGAGUAUUAAAUUUCUGGAUUUAGAAAUUACAGGUGACAAUGUCACUGGAGAGAUAAAUACCACACUAUAUAGGAAAGCGACAUCAGGAAACACGACAUUAGAGUACAACUCAUGUCACCCUAGACAUGUAAUCAAAGGAAUCCCAAAAGGGGAAUACAUUAGAGCCAAAAGGAACUGUUCUACUGAGGAAUUGUAUCAAGAACAGGCACAAAUCAUUACUACACGAUUAAUUGAACGAGGUUAUAAGGCAGAUCUUUUGAAGAAAAUAAAACAUGAGGCAGUGGAGCUGGUAAUCAUUACUGACUUUCCUAUAUACAGAGGCAGGGAUUCUACAACUCUGAGCAUGGAGGUGACUAAGGCUGAUGUAUUCAAGCUGCUGUCAGAAUUUGAACAGUCCAUAUGCGAGAGAAUUGAUGGCUUUGUGUCUAAGCUAAGAGACACGCGCAUGGAGAUGGCCCGACUUGCCACAGGGGCGUCUACCGGGCCCAACGAUCAGAGGAAAGAAGUUCAGCCGAGCGAACAAGCAAAUGAGGAUGAGGUUAUCGAUGAAGCGCAACAUAGUUAUUCGGAGUCCACAUCACCUGCCUCCGCAUACACCGUGGGAGGUGCGGCCGAUAUCUGGCAAGAGGCCGGCGGAUCACUCUCGGUGGCUGCUGUGAUCACAGAACUCUCCGAGGAUCACAUCUCCAGACAGCCAAUCUCUCCAGCUCAAAUAAGGUUUGGGUGUCUUAAAAUAAAAAUACUUUCUCUCUUUCUAGAAGAAAAAAGGCUCUGCAGUGAAGAGAACUAUUUUUCAGUAGUCAUUGCCAAGGAGAAAAAUAUCAUUUGGAAUGGAAUGAAUUUGCCAAAUGACCACUACGUAGCAAGACGACUGCGUAUUGCAAAAGGAAGUAACUUCUGUAUAAGUGGCAGUAAACAAAAAUACUGUUUUGAUGAGCAGAAUACAAUAAAAUCAGAAGAGCUGUUUACCCCUAGGAAUAAAAACCUGAGAUCACACAGAAUGCUUCUUGUGGGAGGUGCUGGGGUAGGAAAGACUUGUCUGUGCAAAUGGCUUCUAAAGAAAUGGGCAAGUGGAGGAGAACUCUCAUAUACAUGUGUUUUGUAUUUAUCCCUUAAGCAGUGUGACAAGAAACAAAUCAGUGUGAAAGAUCUGUUAGAUCAGAAGUGUAAGGCAGCAUCUGCAAUUCUACAAAAUAACCCACGUGAUUUGCUGCUUAUACUGGAUGAUAUUGAUGGUCUGUACUGUGAUGAGGAUAAAACGUCAGACUCAGCUGAUGACAUCAAUACAUCAUUGGAGUUAAAGUCACUGGUGACAAAAAUUAUCACCAAACGUUUUCUCCCUGACACAGAUGUGCUGAUUGUGUCCUGUGUGGAGUCAAUGAGUAAACUACAAAAACAUUGUUCAUUGUCAUUUAUCAUACAAGACUUCAGUGAUGAAGAGACUAUGAACUACUGUAACACAAUCGCAGCAAAACACAAGGAAGCAGAAUAUAUAAUUGAAAAGAUAAAACAAACUGAACUGUCAUAUUUCACAAAAAUGCCUCUUCAAAUGUGCAUUGUAAUUAAUUUCCUGAAUAGCCAAUACAGUAAAAAAAAUAAUUUAAAUACAUUUUACACUGCCAGUGGAGUGUUAAUAUAUCAGUUGCAACAAUGUUUAAAAAAGAUUAAAAAAAAACAAUUUACUGAAGUUGAAUUAAAAAAAAUAUCUGAAUUAUGUUUUGAUAACCUUAUUAGAAGUGAGAAAAUCAAAGGGAAUUUAUAUGAAAAUGUUCUCAUUAAAACCUGGCAUAGCAACAUGUCCAUUUCCGAUCGGUGCAAUAAAUGCAUUGAGUACCAGCAUGAAUUAUUAAGGGACAUGUUAGCUGCUGUACACUGCUCCUGGGAAAUCCAAUCAGGAGAGGAUGUUAAAGAGUUUCUGAACACCUGGAUAUGUGGGUACGGUGCUAAUGGGAAUACAAUCAACAAACUCUUACAGCCUCUUGUGGAUGAACACCAUGCAAGGUUCAAUAACUUCACCAGGUUCCUCAUGGGACUUUUGCAUUACCCUGAUUAUGACAGUCUGGUCAAUAACUGCCCUAUGAUGAAGAACAAUAUCAGAGAGAGUCUUGUGGACUGGUUCAGAUCUAAAAUUAAUUUGGAAAACCAGGAUCUGCUUAAACUCUUCCACUGCUUAUUUGAGCUUCAUGAUGAGCAAGUUACAAGCACAGUAUCAGAUAGGUUAAAAACUAUAAACUUGUGCAACAUCCCACUGAGUGCCUUAGACAUACAAGCCCUGAAGUACUGCUUGGAAAACUCCAUCUUGGAGGAAACUGACCUGCGACUGUGUGGGCUGAGAGAUGAAGAUGUAGCUCAAUUACAAAACAUAAUGAAGAACACCAAAUGUAUCAGGAUCGGUGGCAACCAUCUGACGGAAAUAUCUGGACUUAUACUGAGCAAAGUCCUGAUGGAUUCAAACUGUGUCAUUGAAAAGUUAGCAUUGGGGAACAAUACGUUGGGGACAUCUGGAGUAGAAGCCCUAUUGGAAGCUUUGGAACACAACACGACCCUGCAACAUUUGUAUCUAUAUUUCAAUGGAAUUGGGGGAAAUAGCAUCAAACAAAUGUUGAUGAGUUUGGAAAAGAACAAUACACUGAAGGAACUAGUGUAA
Bombina bombina (fire-bellied toad) is the source of this 3528-nucleotide messenger RNA. RefSeq lists its product as uncharacterized. The coding region runs from base 1 to 3528 and encodes 1175 amino acids. The transcript has 7 exons. Lineage: Eukaryota; Metazoa; Chordata; Amphibia; Anura; Bombinatoridae. The record is from RefSeq and is a predicted model, not a curated record.